This is a messenger RNA of Lycium ferocissimum, 1140 nucleotides long. RefSeq lists its product as uncharacterized. The record is from RefSeq and is a predicted model, not a curated record. Lineage: Eukaryota; Viridiplantae; Streptophyta; Magnoliopsida; Solanales; Solanaceae. The transcript has 5 exons. Bases 1 to 1140 code for a protein of 379 amino acids.
AUGCUCGAUGAAAAAUUCAAAGGUCUACACAUCCAUCCUUUAAUAGCAGAGGAUGAUGGUAAUUUUCUUAAUAUGGAUUACAAGGUCAAAGUAGCAGCAUAUAUCAAUAAAAUUGAUGAAUAUUAUGCUGAUAAACAUGUGCAAGGGAUGUAUUACUAUCCUAGACCUACUCUUCAAGAUAUAUUAUUAGAGAAGCAUGAACAUGUUAUUACCAACAGUGAUAGUGAUAUAAUUAUUGCUGGUUUUAUUGGCCAAUUAAAAGGUUGGUGGGAUGGUUAUUUAACCCAAGAACAGCGUGCUAAUAUCCUGAAUGCCAUAAAACGGGAGCAAGGAACUCAAGAAUCAGUUAUAGUUCCAAAUGUUGUUUAUUUAUUGGUUAUUAAUAUUAUAGAUCAUUUUUCAGGAAGAUGGUCGGAUAAUAACGAAACCAUUAGGACCAUGCUUCAGAAUUUAAGAUGCAAAAACCUUACUUCAUUUAGGUGGUACAAGGAUGUAUUCCUUUGUCGGGUUAUGGAAUUACCUGAGUGCAACAACACUCAUUGGAAAUCCAAAUUUAUAGAUGGAUUACCCACCCUAUUUGCAGAAAGAGUUAGAAAAUCUCUUAGAAAAGGAGAAAUUAAGAGACAUGGUCUGAAUGAAAGACAACAAUUAGGAGAAUUUUAUGGACAAUUUGGUAUGGAUAUUCCACAGACCAAGGCGCCUCAUAGGCAUAAGGAAAAGAAUAAAGAUUUCCAAGCAUGGAAAGAGAAACGCUUGCAAAAGAAAGCAAGGCGGAAAAAAGAAUUCAAGAAGAGGAAGGAUUAUGAAAGGAUUAAGAGCCUUGAUAUUGAUGAUGACCAAAAAGAAUCGUUAUACAAACUUUUAUUAAAUUUAGAACCAGAAGAUUCAGGUUUUAAGUCUGACAAAUCGGAGGACUCUUCAUCAAAUGAAGAUAUUAGAGUUCAUGAAAAUGAGAGUUAUACCUCUACCAGUUCAGAUGAAGAAUGUGCACCAUGUCAAAUGGGACAACCAUAUACUAGCAAGGAUGGCAAUAACCUUGUGGAUUUGUUAAAAAUUAUUAAAGAUCCAAAGCUUAGGUAUCAUAUCAUUGAUAAGGUGAAUGAAGCACCCAAGGAACCAGAAAUGCAGACUGAUGUUUAG